Molecule: messenger RNA, 901 nt
Organism: Phodopus roborovskii (desert hamster)
Lineage: Eukaryota; Metazoa; Chordata; Mammalia; Rodentia; Cricetidae
Gene: Fgf23
Product: fibroblast growth factor 23
Exons: 3
Coding region: 106-861 (251 amino acids)
Biological process (GO): positive regulation of cell population proliferation; animal organ morphogenesis; regulation of cell migration
Cellular component (GO): cytoplasm
Molecular function (GO): type 1 fibroblast growth factor receptor binding; growth factor activity
Source: RefSeq, a predicted model, not a curated record
UUCUCAGUUUCUUCCUAGGAAGAGAGGAAGGUCAGCAAGAUCCCACUGGCCUGGCUGGAAGUGUCAGAUUUCAAACUGAGCCUUAGCCACUCAGAGAGCAGUGCGAUGCUGGGGACCUGCCUCAGACUCCUGGUGGGUGCUCUGUGUAGUGUCUGCAGCCUGGGCACUGUUGGAGCCUAUCCUGACACCUCCCCACUGCUGGGCUCUAACUGGGGCAGCCUGACCCACCUGUACACAGCUACAGCCAGGAACAGCUAUCACCUACAGAUCCACAAGGAUGGCCAUGUAGAUGGCACACCCCAUCAGACCAUUUACAGUGCCCUGAUGAUUAGAUCGGAGGAUGCUGGCUUCGUGAUCAUAACAGGAGCCGUGACUAGAAGGUUCCUUUGCAUGGAUCUCAGAGGCAACAUUUUUGGAUCGCAUCACUUCAGCCCUGAGAACUGCAGGUUCCGCCAGCGGACUCUGGAGAACGGCUAUGACGUCUACCUGUCGCCCCAGCAUCACUACCUGGUGAGCCUGGGCCGCGCCAAGCGCCCCUUUGAGCCUGGCACCAACCCGCCGCCCUUCUCGCAGUUCCUGGCGCGCAGGAACGAGGUGCCGCUGUUGCGCUUUCACACCGCGCGGCCACGGCGCCACACGCGCAGCGCCGAGGACCCUCCCGAGUGGGACCCGCUGAACGUGCUCAAGCCGCGGCCCCGUGCCACGCCCGUGCCUGUAUCCUGCUCGCGGGAGCUUCCGAGCGCCGAGGAAGGCGGCCCAGCUGCCAGUGACCCACUAGGCGUCCUGCGCAGAGGCCGCGGGGAUGCUCGCGGGGGCGCAGGAGGCAUGGACCGGUGCCGCCCCUUUCCUAGGUUCGCUUAGGCCACCAGCCCAGGCGGUCUCAGCUUCCAUCCUCCAGUCA